Messenger RNA from Periophthalmus magnuspinnatus, 3305 nucleotides. RefSeq names its product mitogen-activated protein kinase 7 (gene mapk7). The coding region runs from base 102 to 3305 and encodes 1067 amino acids. The transcript has 7 exons. NCBI's taxonomy places the organism in Eukaryota, Metazoa, Chordata, Actinopteri, Gobiiformes, Gobiidae. The record is from RefSeq and is a predicted model, not a curated record. Gene Ontology annotation, cellular component: nucleus; cytoplasm. Gene Ontology annotation, biological process: intracellular signal transduction; protein phosphorylation; cell surface receptor signaling pathway. Gene Ontology annotation, molecular function: ATP binding; MAP kinase activity.
AAACGCAACGCGGAACUACAAGGAAGCGGUGGACAAAAACAAGAACGCUGUAACAUAGGAUUAAUAACAACUUCGGAACAUGUGGUUGGCGUAGAAGAAAUAUGUCAACUAAGGACGGCGGAGAAGACAAGAAUGUUCAACCCAGGGCCAUGUCGCCAGAGAGAAUGAAUAAAAAUGGAGAAAACACAACAUGCACCAGCACUGACACCAGCACAACAGCGAAGAACCUGGCUCUGCUCAAAGCACACUCCCUUGAUGUGAAGUUUGACGUUGGGGAAGAAUACGACAUUAUUGAAACAAUUGGCACUGGUGCAUAUGGGGUUGUUUCAUCAGCCAGGAGACGGGACAAUGGUCAGCAGGUUGCAAUAAAGAAGAUCUCAAAUGCCUUCGAAGUAGUGACAAAUGCCAAACGAACACUGCGAGAAUUGAAGAUACUCAAACAUUUUAAACAUGACAACAUUAUUGCCAUCAAAGACAUUCUCCAGCCCAACCUUCCACACUCUGCCUUCAAGUCUGUGUAUGUGGUGCUUGACCUCAUGGAAAGCGAUUUGCACCAGAUCAUACACUCUGGCCAGCCUUUGACACCAGAGCACACGCGCUACUUUCUCUACCAACUCCUCCGUGGCCUUAAGUACGUGCACUCUGCUAAUGUGAUUCAUCGGGACCUCAAACCCUCCAACCUUUUAGUCAAUGAAAACUGUGAGUUGAAGAUUGGCGAUUUUGGCAUGGCUCGUGGCCUCAGCUCUCACCCUGAAGAGUCUCAUUCCUUUAUGACUGAAUAUGUGGCGACUCGUUGGUAUCGUGCUCCCGAGCUGCUUCUCUCUCUCAAUCACUACACUUUGGCUAUUGACAUGUGGUCUGUGGGGUGUAUUUUUGCUGAAAUGCUGGGGCGAAAGCAGCUGUUUCCAGGAAAACACUAUGUCCACCAACUCCAGCUCAUUUUGUCUGUGCUGGGAACUCCUCCUGAGGGUUUGAUUAGUGCCAUAAGGGCUGACAGGGUUCGAUCCUAUGUUCAGAGUCUUCCAUCGCGCUCUGCUGUUCCCUUGGACAAACUGUACCCACAGGCCGAACCUGAGGCUCUGGACUUGUUGAGAGCCAUGUUACGUUUUGAUCCACGUGAGAGAAUAAGCGUGACACAAGCGCUGGAGCAUCCUUACCUCUCCAAGUACCACGACCAAGAUGACGAACCAAUUUGUGUCCCAGCUUUUGACUUUGAGUUUGACAAGCUCCCCAUGAACAAAGAACAAAUAAAAGAGGCGAUUUUGAUGGAAAUUCAAGACUUUCACCGCAAUAAACAAGGCUGCCGUCAGAGGCUACAGUUCAGGCCUUUAGUGAGGGCAAAUAAUGGUAGUUCAACUGCAGCUCUCGGUGUUAACCAGUGCAAUACUCAGGUCACAACUGCCACAGCAGCUAUGGUUCCCACUGCACAACAAGCCAAUACAGUUAAAUCUCAACAGGAUCAAGCACCAGCAAAAGAGAACCAGACAUUUACAUUAAACAAACCCAGCUCUCUCCUAGAAGCAACCUCGGCUCAUGUGAAACAUAACCUGCCUCUCCUCACAAAGACUGAGAGUGGCCCAGUUGAUGUGGACAUGCCCAGUGCCAGCUCAGAUAGCGGUCAACCAGAGACCAUAGAUCUGACCACACCAGUGUCUAAUCAGGAGGCUGCACCAGAAACUAUGAGAGACAAUGAAACACAGGAGAGACUGGCCAGCAGCCAGGCCUCUGUGACUCAGCCCACCCAGAGCCAGUCCAUGACCCAAGCCCCCACCUCCAUUUCUGCAGCGCCAGCAUCCACACUCUCCACUGUGCCUUCGCUGUCUCUGACUGCAGCACAGGCACAGUCUCUGUCCCAGUCUCUAUCACAGUCACUGUCCAAGAACACCAGGCCUCUGCCAAAUACAGGGGAAGCGACCAGAAAAGAAGGGGCGAUUUCAGAAGAUACAAAAGCUGCGCUUAAAGCAGCCAUUUUAAAAUCAGCUUUAAGAAAUAAAGCCAGAGGAGAUGGAAGUACAUCUCUACUGGGUAUUGAAACCAGUUCAGGAGGUGUGUCAUGUGCGUCGUCCCUCUCAGAGUCACGCCGGCCUGUCACUGCUCAGGAACGCCAGCGAGAGCGAGAGGAAAAGAGAAGAAAGCGCCAAGAACGGGCCAGAGAGAGGGAGAGAAAACUGAAAGAGAAAGAGCGGAAGGAGGGGAAACAGGGCGACUCACUGGGCGGCGUUCUGCUCAGCGACAAUGAUAAAAGCCUGCUGCAGCGUUGGACAAAAAUGAUGGAUAGACAUAGUGAUAAGUCAAACUGUACUAGUAAUGAAGGGACAUCUAAAGACUGCAAUAUGAACUUCAAUGUAACCAUGAAGGACAACUCUCAAGGAGCACUGAAUAAAACAGACAAGGAGCUAAUGAAGAUGCCCUCCCAUGAUCAACUCAUCACUCAAGCCAAACCUAACCAGACUGUGAUGUUUCAGCCAACAAGCACUCAACCACCACAAAUGAUGUUCUCCAUUGGGCAGAGCAAGCCACAAGCAGACAUAUUGGUCGUUAGUGGAGGAAUAGAUCUGGUGACUGUUUCUAGUAACUUUGUGAAAAAUAAUGUUAAACCGCAAAUUGAAAGCGAUGGACAAAGUCGAUUCAAUUGUGUGGGAAGUUGGAGCGGUUCAAGUUUAGAGCCAAGGCCAGCGCAGCAACAAACACAAAGAAUAGUACAACCUCCACCAACCACAUUUGUUCAACCUCCAGCAACCACAUUUGUUCAACCUCAAAGUCAAAACCAGACUGAGACGCUUGAAAGAGAGACAAAUAGGAACGGGAAAAUUGCCAUCCAAAGUAGUAUGUCCACUCGUUGUAAUAAUUCAAAUACAAACACUGGGAAUGUGGAGAAGCUGUGUCUAUCAGUUGGAGAGAAGCAUGGUUCUCUGAGGGUCAGUGCUCAACCUCACCAGAGCCUCGGGUUUACAGAUACAGGCCAGCAAGGCCCGCCCACCGCACCAGACAUACACACUGUGACCCUACAGCUCUCAAAGUCUCAAGUGGAGGAUGUGUUGCCCCCAGUUUUUUCAGUCACUCCUAAAGGCAGUGGGGCAGGUUAUGGAGUGGGAUUUGACCUUGAUGAUCUUUUGACUCAAUCUCUCACUGAUCUGCAGCAUUGUGAUCGGGACAGUUUUGACUCAGCACCUCUGUCGGCCUCUCUCCUAUCGGACUGGAGUGAGGUUCACCGCAUGACUCCGGCUGAUCUGGAGUCACUGCAACAGGAGCUACAAUUGGGCUCUCCCAUGAUCCUCUCUGACACAAUCCCCCCUGACUCCUGA